GGGAGGAAAGAACAUGGCGGCUGCAAGCGACCUGAAGCGGGGCGCCGGGCGUUCGAUUUAAGCUUUCUCGCGUUAACCGAGACCGGGGCUCCGCGGCACUCGUGCAUCCUCGCCUCCACGAGAUCAUCUUUGCGGUGGUGCCCGAAAUUCCGGGUUUUAUGCGUGUAAAGAGUGCGCAAAGCGUGAAACUGAAGAGAAUAGAUUUUUAUCCAUAAUGAGGGGGAGAAGAGGCAGGCCGCCCAAAACCCCGCUGAUGCAGGAGCCCUCGUCGGGGCCAGUGCGCGGGUUGAGACCGCGCCGGACGUUAAAGCCGAAGGUGAGAGGGAGCUCCGAUGAGGAGUUUGUCACACCGAAACGGGGCAACCAUCACCAUACGACACGAGGCCGGAGGAAAGCGCGAUCCGCGGGAUUGAGAGGCAGAGGAAGAGGCAGAGGCAGGGGACGGCGGAGCGCCGCCAGCGGUGUGGUAUACGAUGACCACGAAAGCGAUGAAGAGGACGAGGAUGUGGUCAGUUUGCGAUCGGAGGAGGACGAGUGCAUCGCGGUUCCUCUGACGGACGAAGAAGAGGAGGAGGAGGAGGCCAUCAACGAUGAAUCGGACUGCCUGGAUGGACUGGACGAGGGGGAUGAAGACGAUGCCAGUUUCUGCACCGAGAGCAGCCAUGGCAGCACUGCAGUAGGUCGGAGAAGGCCAAGAGCAAGACGGCCACCUUCUCCUAUUCUGGAGCAGAAGGAGAUUCCUCCUUUGAAGUUGCCCAGUUCUUCUGAGGACCUUCUUAUUACCAAUGAACAGCUUCUCAACGCGUCUGCUGUUUACGAGGUCCUCCGCAGCUUUAGCACCGUCUUGCGCCUGUCUCCGUUCCGCUUCGAGGACUUUUGCGCCGCUCUAGUUGGACAGGAGCAAUGCACGUUAAUUGCAGAAAUGCACAUCUCUCUCCUAAAAGCUAUCUUACGGGAGGAGGACACCUCCAACACUACCUUUGGACCAGCGGACCUUAAAGACAGUGUCAACUCCACUCUCUACUUCAUUGACGGGAUGACCUGGCCAGAGGUGGUGCGUGCAUACUGCGAGAGUGACCCGGAAUAUCAUCAUGUUCUCCCUUACCUAGAGGGUGAAGAAUACCCGUUCAGCCCUUUGGAGAGCAAAGUCAAGGUCUUGCAGUUCCUGGUGGACCAAUUCCUCACCACCAACCUCGCCCGUGAGGAGCUGAUGUCAGAGGGGGUUGUUCAAUAUGACGACCACUGCCGGGUGUGCCACAGACUGGGCGAUCUGCUCUGCUGCGAGACCUGUUCGGCGGUGUAUCACCUGGAGUGUGUGAAGCCUCCUCUGGAGGAGGUACCUGAGGAUGAGUGGCAGUGUGAGAUUUGUGUAGCGCACAAAGUUCUCGGUGUUACCGACUGUUUGACAGAGUUUCAGAAGAGCCGACCGUACAUCCGGCAGGAGCCCAUUGGAUACGACCGGCAUCAAAGAAAAUACUGGUUUCUCAACCGGAGGAUUGUUGUGGAGGAUGAUGGAGAGGAUGAGAAUAAGACCUGGUACUACAGCACUAAAGUCCAGCUGGGUGAGUUGAUCGAGGUUCUGGAUAAAAGCUUCUGGGAGAGUGACCUCUGUUCUGUGCUGGAGGAGAUAAGAGAGGAGAUCCACUCCCACAUGGAUGUCACAGAAGAGCUCACGAACAAGGCCCGUGGGAAUAGCAAGGCAUACCUCACUGUUGCUAAUGAUGUAAUCUUGGACCGUCUGAAGGCCAAGCAGGAGGCUGAGCUUGAGGAGCUAAAGCGACGGGCAGCGGUAGAGGCUGAGAAGGCCAGACAGGAUUCUGAAUCGGGGUCUGGUGAACCAGGUGUGACUAAUACAAAGACCCCUGCAAAUGGAUCAUUUCCACAGCAAGACUCCAGUAAUGGAAAUACAUCGAGCGAUCAAACUUCUGCAAACACUGUAGCUGCCCCUGCCCUUGAGGAGGGCAGCACCAGUAUUCCUAAGCCCACGGAAAACAGCUCAGUCAUUCCACCUAAAACCGAGUCCCAGAGUCCCACAGGGAAUGCCACGGCUUUGUCUUCCAAUACUGAGGAGAAAGGGGAACCUGCAGAGGGGGUGAAAGAGUUGCCAGGUAAGAGUUCAGAGUCUGUUGGUCAGGGUGAUGGGGAUUCUGUACUUGAAACUGAACCUCCGCAGACCGUAGAUGAGAACAGCUGUAGCAGUCAUUUCUCCAUCUCUGACUGUCUGCGAACUCUGGAAGAACCCGACCUGGCAGACCGCUCCUCACAGUCUUCACUAAACAGCCAGGAUGAUGCAGGUGAGGGUAAAGCUAAUGGAGAUGGCACAAAGACAGGAUCUUCGCGCAUGGUUACCCGACUCAGGAACCCUGACAGCAAGCUCAGCCAGCGCAAGGUCAUGCAGGACAAAGAUGGCAGCUCUCAGGAUGGUAGUAAAGCACUUAGAGAGACUCCUCCGCUGUCAUCUUUUGGUUCUUUCAAGAGAGAUUCAUCCAAGCAGAAUGGCAGUGGCUUUUUCAAGCUGGGCAAUGAGGGCAAAUUCCGUGUCUACCACAACCAGUAUAGCACUAACACCCUCGCUCUAAACAAGCAUCAACACCGUGAGGACCACGACAAGCGCAGACAUCUUUCCCACAAGUUGUGCAUGACCCCUGCUGGUGAUUUUAAGUGGAAUGGUUCACUAUACGGCUCUAAAGCUCUGACCGUGUCCACUCUAAGAUUAACCAUCAUCCAGCUGGAGAACAAUGUCCCUGCUCCAUUUCUGCAUCCAAAUUGGGCGUCACACAGGUCAAACUGGAUAAAGGCUGUCCAAAUGUGCAGCAAAGCGAGAGAGUUUGCUUUGGCUUUGGCCAUUCUGGAGUGUGCAAUAAAACCAGUGGUCAUGCUCCCAAUAUGGAAGGAUUCUCUGGGUCACACAAGGCUUCAUCGUAUGACCUCUGUGGAGCGGGAAGAGAAAGAGAAGGUGAAAAAGAGGGAGAAAAAACUGGAGGAUGAAGAGACAAUGCAGCAAGCCACAUGGGUGAAGUACACUUUCCCCAUCAAACACCAGGUGUGGAAACAGAAGGGAGAGGAGUACAGGGUAACUGGGUAUGGAGGCUGGAGCUGGGUAAGUAAGACCCAUGUCCAUCACUUCGUCCCAAAGCUACCAGGAAACACCAAUGUCAACUACCGGAAAGCACUAGAGGCAGCUAAAACUGGAAUGGAUAAUCGGGCAGCUCUUUUAGAAGCACCUAAAACUUUGGUAAAAACAGAUGAAGUCUCUACUCAAAAUGUGGCUAAAACGGAUAACGUCCCGAUCACAUCAUUGGAUGCUUCUGAAGAAAAGCUAUCUGUGGAGAAAGCUCAUGUGCUAAAAGAUGAAAAAGGGAAGGAAAAGUUUAAAGAAACAGAUGUUGAAAUGGUUGAAGAAAAGGAGGUUGAGAAAGUGGAGGAAAUAGAGGAUGAAAAAGUUAAAGAAAAGAGUGAUGAACAAAAUGAAUCUGUGGAAAAAAUGGACACUAGUGCUCCAAACUCUGACGAUGUAAAUGAUGAUAAAGAUAACAUUACAAACAAUUCACCUUCAUCAAACGACUCCCCUUUCAAAGGAGAGUCUUUUGAUGGCGAGGUAACAAAGGAUAGUGCUCAGAGUCAAACUCAACUGUCCUUCUGCUAUGAUGUUGUGAACGUCAGUGAGGGCUUCCUGCAACGCAUUGCAUACAAGAAGGUGGUCAAGGCUUCAAAACUUGAUUGCCUUCUGGAGAGGCGAGUUAAACAGUUUGCCAUUGAAGAGAAGCAAAGAUUGGAGAAACUCAAGCAGACUACAGUUUCUCAACCCUCAACUCAAAAGUUCAAAGAAAUCAAGGAGACAACCAUUGCUGCUGAAGACCAAAAGGUUAAGACUGAAGGAAGUAUCUCUGAAACUCCUAAAAAUACCCAGGCUGAUGGGGUUGUAGACCCAGCAGUACAUCAAAAAGACCAUGUGGUCAAAAAGCUGGAUUUUAACCAAGAGGAAGAGCAAGCGAGUACAAAUACUUCAGGACAGAAAAAUAACCUGGAUGUCAGGUUAAAUGAUUUCUUUGACUCGGCUCCUAAAGAACAUCAACAAAAAUCGCCAGAACCAGAAUCCAAAGCACCCAGUCGAGUUGCGAUGUCUGAGCUCAAUGGAAACUCUCAAAAUCUGGAUUCAAGCGAUCAACAAAAUGCCAUACCUGAUAAAACCAUCUCAGAAGGACUUACUCCCGACGAUGCUGAGAAAAAGACUGUUGUUGAAAACAACGAGAAUAAUCUUGAUGUACAAAAAGCUGUGUGUGUGCAACUAAAUGGGAAAGAUGGUCCUGUGGAUUCGCCAUGUAAGAAUUUGACUGAAGUUAAAACAAAGGAGCUAACCAAUAGCCUUGGGGAGGAAAUCAAAGCAAUACCGCCAAAGGAACCAGUGAAGUCACUAUUGAAUGGUGAUUCCACUCAAGAGUGUCUAAAAGAAUGGACUAAUAGCUCGAUUCCUGAAGUGAAAUCUGAAGGAGAGAAGGGAGUUACCAAGUCUGACCCUGAUUAUAUACCACCUCCGAAAGUGGCUAAGUUGGAAAACAACACAGAAGGAACUGUAGACUCCUCGGUUAGCUCCUCUGUACCUGAACCUUCUUCAGUAGCUUCCAAGCCAAACAUUAGAUCCGAGGUGCCUAAUAAUAGCUCAAAGGUGGACCUGAUGCAAGUCGAGGAGUCAAAGCCUCUUGUACCUUCUCCCGUCCCAUCAGCGGAAGAGUCCAGCCUAAGCAGUGACCUCACCGAAAACAGUAGCAACGUUGGCGAGAUAACAACUGUAAUUACUCAAGUCAGCACAACUACAACAACGGUAUCCACUAUGGCCCGCACGGUGUUGACAUCAAGCCUUGCUUCCGAUAAUGGAAUACGUACAACCAUGCCUGAUUCUAAGGUUGAGUCAACCAGCUCUGUUUCAACACUCUUUACUAAAACUACUACUUCUGUUACAAAGGUCACAAACUCAUCCCAGGAUGCCAUGUUAACAAAAGAGUCCAAUACCAUUGUGACGGAAACCCUGACUGACACCAAGUCUGGUCCUAGUGGUUCCUCUGUGACCUCCAUGACAUUGAGCCAAGAAUAUUCCACCAAGGACAGAGUACAACUAUUAAAGUUCUCUCGCACUAAGAAAACGCGUUCCGGGACAGCCUUGCCCUCGUACCGCAAGUUUGUAACCAAGAGUAGCAAGAAGAGCAUCUUUGUGCUUCCCAACGACGAGCUAAAGAAGCUUGCAAGGCGCGGUGGCAUUCGUGAAGUUCCUAUCUUUAACUAUAAUGCCAAGCCAGCCUUGGAUAUCUGGCCCUACCCAUCUCCACGACCAACAUUUGGGAUCACAUGGAGAUACCGACUCCAGACUGUGAGGUCUUUGGCUGGAGUAAGCCUGAUGUUACGGCUGCUCUGGGCCUGCCUCAGAUGGGACGACAUGUCUGUGAAGCCUUCACCCGCUGUCGGGACAACACGAACAGAAACAUCUGACACUGAUAUCACCACCACUGAGAUCAUCAAGCGACGAGAUGUUGGGCCUUAUGGGAUUCGUUCAGAGUAUUGCAUCAGGAAGAUAAUCUGCCCCCUCGGUGUGCCUGAUACUCCCAAAGAGACUCCCACACCUCAAAGAAAAGGCUUAAGAUCUAGUGCUCUGAGACCAAAGAAACCUGAACCAGCGAAACAGACAGGGCCUGUUGUGAUCGAAACCUGGGUGGCUGAGGAAGAUCUGGAACUAUGGGAGAUUCGAGCCUUUACUGAAAGGGUUGAGAGGGAGAAGGCACAGGUGGCUGACCCGACUAAGGUUAGUGUGCAGAAGAAAGCAGAGGAGGUCAAGGCCCAAUUGGAAGCUCAGCUUAAGCAGCAGAGAUUGGCAGCCCAGCAGAAACGGUUGGAGCAGCAGAAACCUGCAGGUACCAGCAGCACAUGCACCCUAACCAGCACACCUUUGACCCCUGGAACCACCACUCAGAAGGUGGUAGUGGGGUCUGUUGGCGGUCAGGUAACUACAGUGCCAAAAGUGGUGAUGACCACUACCAAGCUGGGCGCUCCGGUGACAUUCCAGCAAAACCAAAACUUCCAGCAGUCUUUUGCUUCCUGGGUCAAGCAGGGCCAAGGUAAUUCAGUCUCCACCAGUUCUGUUGUGACUGUGGCGGCGAGUAGCGCCACCACGUCCGGACAAACGUUCCACAUCGCAGCUGCUGCAGGGUCGAUGGCCGGCAGUGUCAUCGCCGCUAAACUGCCCGUUCCAGCCAACAGCAAGAUAGUCACAGUGAACGUGCCAACCACGCAAGGAGGGUUGGUGCAGGUACAGCAGAAGGUGGUGGGCAUCAUUCCAUCAAGCACAGCUGUCAGCGCACAGUCCUUCCCCUCAUUCCAGCCCCGUACUGCCACCAUUAACAUCAGACCCAACACUACCACCUCCACACAGCAGGUUGUUACUACUGGAACUCCUAUCCGUCCAGGGAUGGCAAUGAUACGUUCUCCACUGCAACAGACCACCACCCUUGGCAAGACUAUCAUUCGCGCUCCCCUGAUGGUUCAACAAGGUCAAGGGCAACAGGCAGUGCUAAGUAGUACCGGAGCACAGGUGGUAGGCACCCCCCCUCGCCUCUCCACACCAAACCAGCCCCAGACCCCACAGACACCCUCCGCUCCCCGACCGCAACAGGGUCAGGUCAAACUCACCCUGGCUCAGCUCACACAGCUUACCCAGGGGGCUCAGGGUGGCAACCAGGGCUUGACUGUAGUGAUCCAAGGGCAGGGUCAGACCACAGGUCAGCUGCAGGUCAUCCCUCAGGGUGUGACAGUCAUUCCGGGCCCCGGUCAACAGCUCAUGCAAGCAGCCAUGCCCAAUGGUCAAGUUCAGCGGUUUUUGUUUACGCCCAUGGCCCCUGCAGCUGUGUCUGUGCCCACUGCCCCUUCCACAACAACCUCAAUGGGCACCCCAGCCACUGCUGUCCCAGCUGCUACCAGCAACCCUAUUACCACCCCAGCAACACCCAUACAACCAGCAAUUCAACCUGCUCCACAGCCCCAACCUCCAACUGCACAUCCACCCACCUCAUCUAUUCCCCCAUCACAACCACCUCAACUCGCACCCACUCCAGUCACAACCACCACCAUUACCAAACCGACUCCCACUCCACAACCCCGCCCACCCGUACAGCUCCUGCCUCAACUGCAGGCCCCUCCUCAAACCUCCAUCCUGCCCCACACACCUGCACCUGCCCCUGGCUCUCAGAUAGCACAGGUGACCCCCACAGCCACUGCACCACAGGUCACCACCAUCUCCGUCGCCCCACAAGUCACUCAGACCACCAUAACCAAAGUCCAGCCGCAGAUCCAGCUUCCCCCGCAGCUCCUCAGUGUUCCCGGGCUGCAACAGCAGGUCAUCUCUCACAUCCAGAGUCAGGUAGCGGCCCAUAUUCAGGCUCAGGUCCAGCAGGUAGGGUCCGCAUCUGGGAUUCCCCAGCAGAUUAAACUGCAGCUUCCCAUUCAGAUUCAGCAACAGGGUGGAGGUCAGGUCCAAACCCACCAGAUUCAGAACUUGGUAACGAUCCAGACAGCCAGUGUACAGGAACAGCUCCAGCGCAUACAACAGCUCUGUGAACAACAACAGCAAAAGAAGAAACAGCUGGAGGCAAAGAGAGAGCAAACCCAGCAGAACCCCAGUCAGAGUGACCUGCUGCAGAAACAGGUGGCUCAGAAGCAGAAUGUGGCCAUAGAGCAAUUAAAACAGAAGAAGACCAUGACUCCUGCUGAAAGAGAGGAGAACCAGAGGAUGAUUGUUUGUAACCAGGUGAUGAAGUUCAUCCUGGAUAAAAUCGAUAAGGAUGAGAGGCAGGCGGCCAAAAAGAGGAAACGGGAGGAGUCGGUCGAGCAGAAGCGCAGUAAGCAGAACGCCAGCAAGCUUUCAGCGCUGCUCUUCAAACACAAGGAGCAGCUGAAGGUUGAUAUUCUGAAGAAGAGAGCUCUGCUUGAUAAAGAGCUGCAGCUACAAGUGCAGGAGGAGUUGAGGAGAGAUCUUAUUAAACUGAGGAGAGAGAAGGAGAAAGCUCAGGCUGCUGCCGCACAAGCAGCAGCGGCGGCGGCCACCGCUAGCGCCCCCACACACACCACUCUCUCCACAUACACACCGAUGGUCACAUCCCCCUCCUCCGCACACAAACGCAAGCGGGAGGAGGAGAGAGACUCUGCAUCCAAGUCAAAGAGGAAAAAGAUGAUAUCCACAACCUCAAAGGACAAUAAGAGGGACAUCAAGCUAUACUGUGUCUGCAAAACACCUUACGAUGAGUCCAAGUUCUACAUUGGUUGUGACCUGUGUUCCAACUGGUAUCAUGGAGAAUGUGUGGGCAUCACAGAGAAAGAGGCCAAGAAGAUGGAUGACUACAUUUGUUCAGAAUGUAAACGAGCACAGGAGGGCAACACAGAGGAACUCUACUGCAUCUGCAGAACUCCGUAUGAUGAGUCACAGUUCUACAUUGGUUGUGACCGCUGUCAGAACUGGUAUCACGGUCGCUGCGUGGGCAUCCUGCAGAGUGAAGCCACACACAUCGAUGAGUAUGUGUGCCCGCAGUGCCAGUCUACAGAGGACGCCAUGACUGUCCUGACACCGCUCACAGAUAAAGACUACGAGGGGUUAAGGAGAAUACUGCGCUCCUUACAGGCCCAUAAAAUGGCCUGGCCAUUCCUGGAACCAGUGGAUUCGAAUGAUGCUCCAGAUUAUUAUGGGAUCAUUAAGGAACCAAUGGACCUGUCUACGAUGGAGGAAAGGAUACAGAAACGCUUUUACAGCAAACUUACAGAGUUCGUAGCGGACAUGACCAAAAUCUUUGACAACUGCCGCUAUUACAAUCCCAGCGACUCAACUUUUUACCAGUGUGCGGAGUUCCUGGAAUCCUUCUUUGUACAGAAACUCAAAGCUUUCAAAGCAAGCAGAUUGUGAUGUCAUAGUGGCUGAAGGGGCGGAGACUUUUUUUUAAGAAAAUCAUGGAACUUGCUGUUUUAUAAAUAGUGGAAACCGAUGUAUAUUUAAAUGAAAUUUGUCACAUGUUUGGAAAAUACAAAAAUCAGUCAAAAAAACUCCUUGACAAUCUGACAGCGGCAGCCAUGCACUAGGAACACCGUAAGAGAGGGACAUGCUUUGUGAAUUCUCUUUCCUGGUUAUGUGAUGUUAUUUAUAAUGUAUACACUGAUGCAUGAAGAUUUAUCAUACAAAGGUUUUGUUCGAUUGGCUGAUUAAAGACAUUUUAAAGAUUUUGCUGUUCAGUUUUAUUGUAAUGUGCUUAACAACUGCUUGUUUCAAUUGGUUGGUUGACCUUUCCAGGUUUUCAUUGAUAAAACUGGUGAACUUGCUGAUUAAUCGAGCAUUGUUUUUGGAAAACGCAUAGUGUGAUUUUAUAACUGUUUCAGUUUCAGUUAGCUUGAAGAAAAAAGACAUUUAAUGCCUUUUGUCAAGGUAAACGAAUAGCUUAAAAUCCUUUUAUUAGGAUUUCAAUGUUAAAAUAAAGGACCAUGUUUCAAAACAAUAAUUAAAAUUGUAUGUUUUAUUUUUUUACUUUGUUAUUCCUUCUUUGAUAAAUAAAGUCUGGCAUUUUUACAAGAACCAAUUAAAAUGACUGAAAUGCAUUCCCUUUGCAUUAUGCCAGCAUGGCUGCCAUUCCUAUGACCCGGGAGGCUUUACCUUUUUUUAAAUUUUUUUUUUUUUUUUUUUUUUUUUAUUCUGUUUGAAUUUUCUUUUCACUUGUCUUGUUUUAUUUGCAAAUGUUCAAUAAAACCAAAGGGCUCUUAACGUCAUUUUUUCUGUGUCCUGUAGGUCACAUAACAACAAACUACAGUCAUCAGCCUCAUAGAAUACAACCACAUGCUGUUCUAAUAAACGUUGAACAUUUUAGUCAAGAUGGAACUUUAUCCCAGUCAACCAGCAUCGCACAGCCACAGUGUUUGUUGAAAUAUUGGACAUAGAAGCUGUGGCUUGGAUCAAGAAUGGACUGUUUACAUUUUUGAUUGUUAAACCAAUAGGUUUUGACUGGGAUCUCCUUGUCCUGUGUUUCUUUAUGGAUUAAAUGCCUGUUUUUGUGAGUUUUUUAAUCCCUCCAGAAUCAUGUUUUGCAUUAUCCAGGACAACAGGAGUCUACCAUGGGUGCAACCAUUGUUUUUUCCCUUGAUACUUAUGAUUCAGCAUACUACUUACAAAGUGGAAUGGUAACGCAGUCAGCUAAUUGGUUUUUAAGCAAUGGGGAGGAAUGGUUACCUAAAGUAAGGAAGAGUUGCUGUAAGAACGCAUUAAAGACUGAUGGAAACAAGCUAAAAUCGAGAAAGUAUCCUGUUUGUAUAACUUGUCUUUUUUUUCUUUUUUGUAUUACAACUGAAGAAAUAUUGAUGUAUAUGAAACAAAUAAAUGGAGAGGACAGGAUUCUCUCUUCUACAUUGA
Xyrauchen texanus (razorback sucker) is the source of this 10426-nucleotide messenger RNA. Its product is annotated as nucleosome-remodeling factor subunit BPTF-like. Gene Ontology annotation, molecular function: RNA polymerase II cis-regulatory region sequence-specific DNA binding. Gene Ontology annotation, cellular component: NURF complex. The record is from RefSeq and is a predicted model, not a curated record. Gene Ontology annotation, biological process: regulation of transcription by RNA polymerase II. Lineage: Eukaryota; Metazoa; Chordata; Actinopteri; Cypriniformes; Catostomidae. Bases 215 to 8938 code for a protein of 2907 amino acids. The transcript has 33 exons.